Messenger RNA from Microdochium trichocladiopsis, 750 nucleotides. RefSeq names its product bola-like protein. The coding region runs from base 128 to 619 and encodes 163 amino acids. The transcript has a single exon. The record is from RefSeq and is a predicted model, not a curated record. Lineage: Eukaryota; Fungi; Ascomycota; Sordariomycetes; Xylariales; Microdochiaceae.
CCCACCUUUGGCGGUGGAUCUUUUGACAUCGUCAACCUCUUGGCCUCUCUGACACCUUCAGCGAGCUCGCGUCUUUACAACUGCGCCAAUCCACCUAGCGAUACGUCUGCAAACCCAACUUGACAUCAUGCUGUGCUCACAAUGCCAGCGCAUCACCGCUAGAGCAGCUUCGCGCAGUGGCUCUACCCUGCGCCAGCUCGCCGCGCCUUCAGCCUCGGCUUUCUCAAACUCAUCCUCAGCGUCAGCCCGAGUGCGGUACACGACCUCAACACAUCAGCCUAUUCCACAACUUUCGCGGGCAGCCGGUUUCAGAAAUGGCGUUUCCUCCCUACGGCCCUACUCCUCAACAAUAACAACACCACCGCCAGCCAAGCCCGACUACCUCGACGAGAACGAGUCACAGAUUUGGGACAAGCUCGCGGCCGAGUUCGCCCCGACGGAGCUCUCGGUCAAGGACAUCUCGGGCGGCUGCGGGUCCAUGUACGGUAUCGAGAUUGCGUCGGAAAAGUUCCGCGGCACCAACAUGCUCAAACAGCAGCGCAUGGUCAACGCCGUGCUCGGCGAGCAGAUGAAGGAGUGGCAUGGGGUGCAGCUGCGGACCAAGGUGCCUCAGGCGUGAGGGAUCCAGUCGGACGAACUCCUGGAGGAGUACAGCAAUGCUUGGUUUGACGACGAGUCAUCUUGGCUGAUCAGGGACCUUUGAGAGUCGUGUAUUACUAGAGGAAUGAUGUACAAUAUCAUGGUGGAUGG